AUGGGAGGUCUGUUCAGCAAGGGGGCUAGUUCUAAUACUGAUGUCCCAACACCGAUUAAAAUGGGUGCGCAUUCUCUUUACGCGGCUGAUUUAACCUCUUAUGAAGCUGCUUGUGUUGAUGAUCCAAACUUGCAAUCCUUCGAUGCUACCAUUCAAGAGCGCACCAAUAGGGUGAUCAACUCUCUUGCUCAAGGGAUUGAGGUUCGUUCGAUCUCACUUGAGUCACUAGGUGAAGUUACCAGAAGUCUUCUUGACAUGAAUCAGGAUGUGGUCAAAGUCAUUCUCGAGUGCAAACAAGAUAUAUGGAACAAGAAAGACCGCGACUUGUUGUCCUUGGUGGAGGAUUUUUUCGAUAGUAGUCUCCAGACAUUGGAGUUCUGUAAUGCUCUUGAGAAAUGCUUGAAACAGGCACGUGAAAAACUUGUUGCGGUUAACUCUGCUAUAACCUGUUUUGACGAAGAGGUUCAAAAUGGGGUUGAAGGGUCGACUUAUUUGAAGACAUUGAAAGGUCUUAAGGAUUUCAAGGAAACCGAAGACCCUUUUACGGAAGAGUUUUAUUCUUUGUUUCAGAAAGUUUAUACUCAACAAUCAUCAAUGCUGAAGAAAUUAUUGAUUACAAAGCAAAAGCUUGAUAAGAAACUGAAAUCUUUCAAGACACUGAAGAGGGUUUCAAGUGUUAUCUUUGUAGCUGCUUUUGUUGCUGUGUUGAUUUUCUCUGUAGUGGCAGCGGCAAUCGCCGCACCACCUGUUGUAACGGCUUUGGCCGGGGCAUUAUCUGUUACAAUCGGCUCCGUUGGAAAAUGGUGCAACUCGCUCUUUAAAAAAUACGAGACAGCUUUAAAAGGCCAACGAGAAGUAAUCAGUUCAAUGCAGUUUGGUACUUCUAUUGCAUUGGUAGAUAUGAACAACAUUCGGGUACGUAUCAAUCAACUGGAAAUAAACAUUGAAUCCAUGAUGCAAACUGCUGAUUUUGCUCUUGGAAACGAGGAUGCUGUAAAGCUUGCGAUCGAUGAGAUUAAGAAGAAAAUAGAAACUUUUGCGGAGAUUAUCGAGAGUUUGAGUGUGCAGGCCGAUCAAUCUAGUCAAUGGACUAGGAAAGCAAGGACAGUGGUUAUACAAAAUAUAAUUAAAUACUCUAGUUAA
Molecule: messenger RNA, 1143 nt
Organism: Lathyrus sativus (Indian pea)
Lineage: Eukaryota; Viridiplantae; Streptophyta; Magnoliopsida; Fabales; Fabaceae
Source: the annotation of a GenBank genome assembly